Saccostrea echinata is the source of this 1034-nucleotide messenger RNA. RefSeq names its product slit homolog 2 protein-like. Gene Ontology annotation, molecular function: protein binding. The transcript is spliced from 8 exons. The record is from RefSeq and is a predicted model, not a curated record. NCBI's taxonomy places the organism in Eukaryota, Metazoa, Mollusca, Bivalvia, Ostreida, Ostreidae. The coding region runs from base 80 to 982 and encodes 300 amino acids. Gene Ontology annotation, cellular component: plasma membrane.
CGAACACAGAGAAAAGAUGUUUUUCAUGACUGACUUGUAGAUUUGUUGAAUGAUAUAUUCAUAUCCUUGAUUUAAAAGAAUGUAUCUGAUUUCGUGGACGUUAGUUUUCUGUUUUCUGAUGUACAAACCUAUGACUGAGGCCUGUCCUGGUCAUUGUAGCUGUGUAAGUGGUUACUUCUGUGAUGGGACCUAUGUAUAUUGUAGUGGAUUAACUGAAGUACCUAACAGCAUCCCCAAAGACACAUGUGACUUAAAUCUUUCCAGGAACAAAAUUACCAUAGUACAGGACAAUGCCUUCAACGGUUUAGGAAACCUUUCUAUACUAGAUCUUUCCUCGAACGAAAUUACCAUAGUACAGGACAAUGCCUUUAACGGUUUAGAAAUCCUUUCUAUGCUAUUGCUAUAUAACAACAAGUUAACUACCAUUCAGGACAAUGCCUUUAAUGGAAUGCCAAAUUUACAGAAACUAUCGCUAUAUUGGAACAAGAUAACCACCAUUCCGGACAAUGCCUUUAGAGGAAUGCCAAAUUUACAGACACUAUCGCUAUAUAACAAUGAGAUAACCACCAUUCCGGACAAUGCCUUUAGUGGAAUGCCAAAUUUACAGAGACUGGACAUGGAUAGAAAUAAAAUAACUGUAUUAGACAAAAGAUUUUUCAAGGAUCUUCCGAAAUUAAAAAGAUUAGCAGUAGAAGACAAUCCUCUGCACUGUGACUGCAUCUUAGCAGAAUUUGUCAGUUUUGCCAAAUCAAGAAACUUGAAAUUGAAGUAUAACAAAGAACCGAGAUGUUCAACUCCCAGUAAUCUGACAGGAGUAUUGUUACGGAAUCUCUCAUUAGAAGAAAUGGAUUGUUAUCUCACCACAGCAACAACAACAGCACUGGAAACGUCAGGUAGAAUGAUCUUUUCUUCUUUUGAUUUGUCUGCGUAUCCUCAUAGACAUCCAGUAAUAGACAAAUCUUUGUGGACUCAACUGAACUAGAAAGGUCGGGAAGGUAUUCAUCUAUUUUGAUAGGGGAGACAAAGGAAGUAAA